Molecule: messenger RNA, 390 nt
Organism: Linum trigynum
Lineage: Eukaryota; Viridiplantae; Streptophyta; Magnoliopsida; Malpighiales; Linaceae
Source: the annotation of a GenBank genome assembly
AUGGAUGAGAUGUUCAUUCAGGUAGAAUACUGUCACUUACCUCCUGUUUGCAAAUCCUGUGGUGUUUUUGGUCAUGAUUGUGCUUCUCCUUGUGAGUUGAAUGUGAAGAGGGUUUGGAGGAAGAAAACGGUUACCACUGUUGCUUUAGCAAGUACUUCAAGGACUGAGGAAGAAAAUGUUCAUACUGUCGAGCCAGUUAUUGAGUCUCCACCAAUCACUCCUAGUGCUUUGCCAUCUCAGGAAGAUUUUAAUUUGGUGGUUAACGGAGUGAAACCACUUGCUCAGGUGAUGUCAUCUCCAAUACCUCUGGCGAAUUAUUUUGCUGCAAUUUGUGCCAAGAAUAUACAGUUGCAGGAUCCCCUUCCCACUUCAUCAGGAAGGUUUACGUAG